Messenger RNA from Triticum aestivum (bread wheat), 3919 nucleotides. RefSeq names its product transportin-1. Lineage: Eukaryota; Viridiplantae; Streptophyta; Magnoliopsida; Poales; Poaceae. Gene Ontology annotation, molecular function: rRNA N-glycosylase activity; small GTPase binding. The transcript is spliced from 31 exons. The record is from RefSeq and is a predicted model, not a curated record. Gene Ontology annotation, biological process: protein import into nucleus; negative regulation of translation. The coding region runs from base 371 to 3664 and encodes 1097 amino acids.
CAAAAAUCCCCGCCCCCCCUCCAAAAUCCCCUUCUCCAGCCGCCGGGCGGAGAUUUAGGUCGUAUUUGUAGGGAUACUUUCCUCCGCCCCCAGCAAUCGGCUCCAUGAGGAGCCCAAUCCGCCUCCGCACCUCCCCACGACCUCAGCCGCUUCGAGAUGGUUCCCCUUGCCGCCGCCGUUGGGGGCGGAGAACCUGCCUCACCCUCAGGUUCACGGGGAGAAGGGGUUCUUCCUGAUGGAGCAGGAGGUCGGCGCGCUAGAUUGCAGGACCGACCGAUCGACCAAUGCUGCUGCUGGCAGUCUCUGAGAUUUGGAUGUGCCGAGUUUCUCCAUCCAAGUGGAUAUUACCGAGGAGUCAUAUGACCAUCUAAUGGCAUUGCUAUCCAAGAGGAUGCGUGAUGUAUGUUCAUUGAUGCUCGGUGAGCAUCCUGUCACACCACCGCUCGUCGAUGGCAAGGACCUAUUCCACAUUGUUAAACUUUGCAAAGGAGCUGACGGUGUUGAGACACUGUACCGAGAGUCCGAUUUAUACUUCUCUGGUUUUCGGCCUGAAAAAGACCCAAAAUUUUACGUGUUCAACGAUGUGGAAAUUCCGGGCUGGAUUCCAUCCGAGAUUCUUCCCUAUGAUUCGGGCUAUCAUACAACUGUCGCGGACAUCAGCUUGGGGCCUCAUUGUUUCCCUGCAACUUUUAAGCAUCUGUUUAACUUCACUCCAAAAAAUUUCAGAACUCAAACUGCAGACAGACAAAAUGCAGUUCAUUGGUCAAUGGUCAAUCUUUCCGAAACCAGGCGAAUCAGAAGUAUGAAACGAAAGGUGAAACGACUCUUGAGGAGUGGCACUGUUGAUACUGUUGGAGCUUCAUUGGAUGAUAAAGUGCAUCGUUGGGGUCAUGAGAGUUCUGCCCUUUUCGCUGCUGCAAGUGAUGAUGUAAACUGGGAGCUUAUAGGAUGUGGCGAGGAUCUUAUUACACUCAAGUUCAACCGAGAUGCACUUCCAAUAAUAAUUGGGCGGCUGAAAAGAGCAGCAGAGGGAGCGGCUGCGACGCUCAAUGAGAUAACUAUUCUCAUCAAGACCUUUUUCUCCAUAGACUCUAACCAAGCUUGCAACUGGGAGCAGCUCCACUACUACAGCCAGCUCCCCAACUUCCAUGUUUAUCUAGUCUUUCUUCUCGCCCACGAAAAGGGCAUAUCUUUUGAACUAAGGCAAGCUGCUGGUCUAUUGCUGAAAAACAAUUUGCAAUUGGCUUUUAAUGCUAUGCCUCCUUCAUCCCAAAAGUACGUCAAGUAUGAAUUGUUGACUUGCAUUGGUACACGUCAUAAGCAAAUAAGAUCAACAGCUUGCACUGUUAUAAGUGUACUUCUUCAAAUUGUUGGGUUUGACAAAUGGGCUGACUUGUUUGAGACUCUGAGGCUGUGCUUUGAUAGUCAAGACCUGAACCAAAAGGAAGGUGCCGCAGAAACUAUCUACAUGAUAUGUGAGAACUUUCCUGAAGAUCCUAUUGUUGAUGCUGGUUUGCGCGAUCUACUAAUAUAUGACUUUGUGCCAAGACUCAUGCAGCUUUUUGAAAGUCCUCAUAUGAGUCUUAGAAGACUAUCUCUGCUUUGUGUGAACCAGUGCAUCUUGGUGGUUCCAUCUGAGGUUUUCAGGAAUCAAUUCCUUCAGGGCUUACUUGAAUUAUCGAAGCAAACUUCAACAAAUGUCAAAAAAUUGGUGUGUUCAUCAUGGGCUCUGCUUAUGGAACACCAGUUAAUUCCAGAGCUAUAUUUGGGAACUGCUAUUAAUUUCGUCCUGCUAGCUAACAAUGAGUUGGACGAAGAUCUUGCUCUGGAGGCCUGUAAAUUUUGGUCGUACUGUGAUUCCAGCAAAGGGUUGCAGGAGGUCUUGCCAGAAUUAAUCCCAACUUUGGUGCAAAACAUGGUUUAUACUGAUCUUGAUGAUUCUCUGGCUGAUAUUAAGGAAUAUGAAUCCAUUUCCAUCAGGGACCAGGAUCUGAAGCGCCGCUUCCAUGCGUCUCGAUUACAUAGAUUUGAAACUGGAAAGGAGAACGCUGAUGAUGAUGAUGAUGAUGCUGUAAAUGCUUGGAAUUUGCGGAAAUACAGCACUGAAGGGUUAGACCGUCUUUCUAAGGUUCUUAGGGACGACAUUCUUCCUAUUUUAAUGCCCUUGAUCAAGGAUAAGAUCGCUCAGACAGAUGAUGAUGGAUGGAAGGAUAGGGAAGUUGCUGUUCUAUGUAUUAAUACUAUAGCAGAGGGAUGCAUGACUGGAUUGUAUUCCCACACUCCGCAGAUUUUCCACAUGCUGAUCCGGUUACUUGAUGAUAAGUUUCCUCUUGUACGGAGAAUCACCUGUCAAACCAUUUCUCGAUAUAGCAAGUUCAUUGUUCAGAGCCGUGACCGUGAACAAUUUGCUAAGAUCAUCACGGGCCUGCUUAGAAGGACAUUAGAUACUAACAGAAAAGUUCAGGAGGCUGCACGUUCGGCCUUCCUGACGAUUGGGAAGGAUGCUGCAGAAUCAAAUGGAAUGGAAAUUAUUUUGGAGCAACUCAUCUUAGAACUUGGGAAACACCAGGCGCGAGACCUUUGGUUAAUUUCUGAGGCACUUUGCAGUCUUAUUGAUGUUGUUGGAGCAAUGGUAAACAAGGCAGAACAUCUGCACAUAUUUGUUCCUCUGUUGAUCAAGAAAUGGCAGCAACUUCAGAAAUCUAACAAAGAUAUCUUGCCCCUACUUGAAUGCUUUACAUCUAUCGCACAGGCAGCGGGAUCAGGAUUUUUUCAGUUUGCUAAGCCAGUGUUUCAGAACUGCCUAGAUCUUAUCAAGUUCUGGCAGUUGGCAAAUGCUGAUCGUGCCGCACCUCAUGCGUCAGACGAUGAGGAUUUCGUCGUCUACUCAUUGGACCUUUUGUUAGUACUUGCAGAAGCACUUGGUGCUGAUACUGAAAGCCUGGUCGCGCAAAGUGAUUUGAUCGAUCUCAUUAUGCGAUGCUGCAAGGAUGAAGUAGCUGGUAUUCGACAAAGUGCUCUGGCCCUUCUGGGCGGAAUUUCUAUGGUUUGCCAUACACAUGUACUUCCAAGAUUUGAAGAGUUCCUUGAAGUUGCAGCAGAGCAACUGAUAAUGCAAUCCGUGAAGGCUGCACCAUCUGUAGCAAACAGUGCAUGCUGGAUCAUCGGGGAACUGGCAAUGAAGUUCGGCCAAGAAACUUCAUCACCAGUGGUGACCACCAUUCUAUCAUGUCUGCUUCCUAUUCUAAGGUCUUCAGAGGGACUCGACAAUAUAGUUGUUGGAAAUACAGCGAUAACUCUUGGAAGGCUUUCGUUGGUCUGGCCAAUGACCGUGUCAACUCAUCUUAAACGGUCUAUGCAAGCAUGGUGCAAUGCCUUGUGCAUGGCAAGAGGUGAUUUAGAAAAAGAAGACGGUUUUUCUGGUCUGUGCGAAAUGGUGGAAGCAAACCUAUCAAGGGCUGUGGGUUCACUGGCUCAUGUGUGCAGAGCCUUUGCAAGCCUAAAGGAUAUACAAAGUGAAGCCCUUCCCAGUAAAGUGCGCGGUGUGCUGAACAAUCUAAAACAGAGUGCUGGUGAUGCUCGCUGGGAGCAAUGCAUGUCCACUCUAGAUCCAUCGGAGGUGCAGAGGCUAGCGAGUCUGAUGGCGGAGACCGAGCCGCAAUGAAUGGCAGCACUGCAAUUUUGUAUACACCUGUAGAAUAGGUAGGGGGAAGAGCAUGUGGUAGUUUAAGCAACCGGAGUUGGAGAAGACGAACAUCCAUCCAUCCGUGGCUCCUUCCAUUUAGGGGCUAGUCAAAUUUUGAUCCAAGUGACCUAAAUUUUGAUCCAGUCAUACUAAAUUACUCCGUCAGACCACUGUAACAACGUGCAUCUCACAGAAGAAGACUGCCAAUUAAACAAACAAACUGGAAAUUCCUUU